Dromiciops gliroides (monito del monte) is the source of this 2210-nucleotide messenger RNA. RefSeq names its product chromosome 3 C11orf1 homolog (gene CFAP68). Gene Ontology annotation, cellular component: nucleus. Bases 1524 to 2078 code for a protein of 184 amino acids. The transcript has 4 exons. The record is from RefSeq and is a predicted model, not a curated record. NCBI's taxonomy places the organism in Eukaryota, Metazoa, Chordata, Mammalia, Microbiotheria, Microbiotheriidae.
AUUAGUGCCGGGCCCUUGGAACUCGCUCAAAGAGGCGGCGAAGGAGAAAUUCCCCUCCCCAACCAGUAGGAGGCGGCGAGCAACCAUGGUGCUUCAGCUCUGCGCCACUCACCCGGUCCCGACCAAAGCACGUCAUCUGCCACUUCCCCUUCCUGCCGCCGGGCCUCUCCUCCCCAAUCGCCUAAUGAUGACGCGCAUAGCGUCAGGUUGCCAUGACAACUAAUUGUUGGUCCUCCGAACAGGUUGGUGGUGGUGAUGACCAUGACUGCAAAUAUGAGGAACUUUCCUCCGAAGGUAAAACGUCUCCUUUCCUCGGUACUAAACAAGCGCAAGCUGAUUCGUCAGCACUCUGUGACGUCACAGGCAAUCGCCAAUACAGGAACUUGUCUGGCGACAGAUCCUAGGCGAGCACCCCCAUCACCAACCUUCUCGCCACUAGCCUUACCAUGGGACGCAUCUUAGAUUUAGUUGGGGAAAAUCUCUCAUUCUAGAGACCCCGAGAAGCUGGGUGACUUGCGAGGGUCAUACUGGCACUGGGGACAAAGCUCUGCAGUCUAACCCAGGUUCUCUGAGCUCCACAUCCAGCGCCUUUUCCACGACGGACCGUGAAUGGUCCAUCAGCUUGGACCUUUCCCAGGAAUUUAAUCCUAGUUCUGCUAUUUGCCACUUAUUGACAGGGCGAAUCUUGAGCAAGACAUUUCGCAUCUAGGCCUCUGUAAGAUAAGGGAGGAUUGGAAUCCAACCCAGCCAUUAGUGUUUUCUCUUUUGAAAUUACACAGUCUAGGGGCAGCUAGGUGGCGCAGUGGAUAAAGCACCGGCCCUGGAUUCAGGAGGACCUGAGUUCAAAUCCGACCUCAGACAGUUGACACUAGCUGUGUGAUCCUGGGCAAGUCACUUAACCCCCAUUGCCUUGAAGAAAAGAAAAAAAGAGAAAUUACACGGUCUAACCUCCUAAAUACUUAGCAUUUGCUUCUUUGUGUACCUGUUUUCUCCCAAUAGGACGUAAGCUCCUUGAGGGCAGGAACUUUAUUUUUUUUUAAUUGUCUUUGUAGCUUCAGCUCUGUGGAACAGUACUUUUCACAUAAAUAGUAGGCACAUAAACAUUUGUUCAAUUGGAUAGGAUUAGAUGACCCUCCUGCCCUAAGUCCUUUGAUCCUCAGGUCUACUAGAGAAGGAACUACUGUUCAGUUCAGCACUCUACCAGCACAAGACUAAGAGGAUAAAAACUUAGUUAUGGUUUGAAGUCCAGGGCCUCUGAACUUUGGAUCAUUGCUCACUUCAGUUAUCCUGCUGCCUGGUGAUAUCAGCACAGCAAACUUCACAAAGAGGGGCCAAUGACCUACUUGCUUGGUCUCACUAUCCAGUGUAUCUUCAGUUCCAUCAGCUCUGCCUUAGGUAUUGGCAGUGGCCGCCUCAUCAUGGCCACAGAGAUUCCAUCUGGACAAGAAGGGUGAAGAUCCUCAUUUCCUUUGGGUUGAUAUUCCGAAAUCUAAGUUUGGUGACCUGUCAACCCCAUAGAGAUUAUGGAAAAGAGAAUUCAAGGCCUCCUUUGCCCUUCUGAAAAAGUUUCAAGGGAGCCAUUACUAUACAGAUCAACUCUCUCUAGCUCAGACCAGAAAUUAUCCUUUUCCUGCUUUCUCACAAAUCCACAAUAUGGCUGCCUAAUGCAUGCAGAUGGCCAUGGUGAAGUAUGGACAGACUGGAAUGAUAUGUCCAAGUUUUUCCAGUAUGGAUGGAGAUGUACAACCAAUGAAAAUUCUUACUCCAACCGUACCUUAAUGGGCAACUGGAACCAGGAGAGGUAUGAUCUUCAGAAGAUUGUACAACCAAAACCUCUGCCUUCCCAGUUUGGUCAUUAUUUUGAAACAACCUUUGCUGACAGCUACAAAAAGAAGCUACCUCCACCCCGAAGGUUUAAAAAAGAGCCUCACUGUUUCCCUGGACAUCAAACUGAGCUGAUUCCUCCUCCAUACAAAACUAGUGCUACAGGAAAGACAGAUUACAUGGUGAAUUAUUCAGUACCUCAAACCAGGGAAGACCUUGGCUGUGUAUGGGGUCCUAAAAAUGGUCAAUCCUAAGGCACAGGCAUUAGGGAAACAGGACAAGCUCCUUUGUUCUAGAGUAAAAUAUAACUGGGAAUAGUUCUCUAUUCAACACAGCUAAGAGCUCUGCUUUCUGUAACAUAGUAACUCUUCUCUGAAUUAAAAAUA